AUGACCGGCGAACAGUUAUUGUCGUCUCAUUUUAACGAUGUUUCGGUACCGUCAUCUAUACUCGAAAAGCAUGUAUUGACUGGAUCCGAUGCAGCUGUUCAAUUUUCUGGUGGCACACAUAUUGUGCUGAACGUGGACGGACAAGAAGAUAAGCGACCACGUGAUCGUGACUCGUCACGUGUUUAUACACGCGUCCUUAGCGAGUAUAAAUGGGCAAGCGAAGAAUGUUACAAUGGUCGAAUACUGGCAGUUCAUAAAAAUUUAAUCGCGUAUCGGCUGUUUAAUGAAAGUACAGGCGAAGCAGUGCGAGUCCUGGAACGCACCACUUCCAAACGUCACCUUAUAAAAAGUUUCAAGCAUCCAACUGCCGAUUUACAGUGGGCUCAUCAUGCACCACUACUUGCCGUUAUUGAUGUUAAUGCCAAUCUUUAUGCAUACCAUGUUGACAAAGACUGUAUCGUGACAAAAUAUUUAAAUAUAAUCCGGGAAGACAAUUCUAUUCCAAUCAAUGCUACCCCGCGAAUUUCAUGGUGUCCUUAUAUACCGGAAGCUGAUGAACCACACGAAGAGAUGCAUAUGAUUGCUGUGUAUUAUCGCAAUACGGUGGAAUCAUUUUCACUAAGCAUAAUCAAAUCGGAAUUACACUGUGAAGAAGUAACUCUGGAACAAUGCGAAAAAAUCAGUGAUGCCGUGAUGAAGCUACCGAUUGAAAAUCCAAAUGCAGAGGUACAAGCAGUAUGUUUGAGUCCAGAUGCAACAGCUAUCGCAGUGGCACUAAAUUGUGGCACUGUGACAUUUUUCAUUAUUGAUGGCGAAGGCACGAAAUUUGCUCAUCGCUGGCAACCGGAACACGGUAGACAUAUUCAGGACCUCGUCUUCCUGGAUAAUAUCACUGCAUCAGACACACCUGAACAGUUCUGGAAAUAUGCUAUAAUUUCAACGGAAAAUGGUAAACGGAUCCAACUUUAUGACACUGAAAACUGGCACUGUAUCGCCCGUUUAUUAUUUGAACCAUCAGAUCAGUUAGGUAAAUUGGCACUCAGCAUACAUCCAACAGCGAAAUUUAUAUUUCUCACUGAUUAUGAUGCUGCAAAUAUUUAUUGCAUCGAAGUUGCUUACAUUAUGAAUACACCACGCUUUAUUGCAUGUACACAAAUUACAUUCUGUCAUCCACUUGUUAACGUUGUUCCAAUAUCAGUCCCGCAGCAGGAGGAUCUUCAUCAAGAUUUUUCCUUGAGUGAUGAAGAAAUUUCUCCUGCUAAUGUUAUUGUUUCGUUUGUGGCUCUCUCUCAGCGGUCAUUGCUUCACUUGGAAGUUGGCCUAGAAAAGUCCCAUGUGGCGAAUGGUGAUGUAGGUGGUGGAGGUGGUGAUGAAGAUAACAACGAACAAAUUAUUUCUACUUUAAAUGCAGAUGUUGCAGAUGAUGGAAAUAAUGUAGCAAAUGGUGAUAAAAGACAGCCAAAAUUGGAAAAUCUGGAUCGUAUGGAGGCUUUAUAUCGUCACUGGGAAGGUCUAUGUAUAAAUUUGGAGAAACAAUCGGAAGAUUUCGAAAAACGAUUACAGGAAGAAAGAGAUCGAACAGAUGCUCAAAUACGACAAUUACGUGAAGAUAUCGUAUCAUGUGAUGAGAGGCUGUUUCUGAAGCUGGAAUCUUUGAUCAAUGAAAAUAGAACAUCAACGGUCGAAGCAAUGCAAACCUCGCUAGAUCUUAAAAUAGACAGUGUUAUCCAAAGCCUUCGAGCAACAACUGUCGACAAUUUUAAGCAGCAGCGAAGUAUGGAUCUACACAUUAUUCGAGAAGAACUUAUUAGUAAUGUACGAGAAUUACUGAUGGCUAGUAUGAUACCAAUUUUACAAGAUGUCUGUGUGUCGCUAUUCCAACAACUUAAUGAAAACUUCCGCGCCGGUUUGGAGCAGUAUAUGAAGCAAAUGCAUACACUCUGUACUAGUGCUCUAAGAACAAAUCAAGCAGUCACUGGUCCAUUGAUGGCGAGCAAUUCGUCUCCCACCGAUCCAUCAGCUCUUAUCAACCUUAUCGAGGACCAACGUAUCACUGUGGCAUUUGAAAAGGCAAUGAUACUAAAUGAUUACGGAGCUCUAAUGUUUGUUUGCAACAAUGUUGAUCCUGAUAUAAUUGCCUCUGGCGAGCAGCCCAUUCCGCAAAAUGUUUUACUAUGUCUGUUGAAUCAACUGGCAACAAAACUGGAGGGGGAAACGGAUCUUAAAUUUAGGUAUAUCGAGAAUGUGUUAAUGGUAUUGCAAGUAAAGGAUCCUACCAUAUCUGGUGGUUACCGCCAUGUUUUAAAUCGCCUACAAACGUCUUUAACAGCUUAUAUGGGAACAGAUACAAGUGCAAGCUUAAAGCGACGAGCACGAAUAAUAUCACAAUUAGCAACGAACUUACUGAAGUGA
Molecule: messenger RNA, 2412 nt
Organism: Cercopithifilaria johnstoni
Lineage: Eukaryota; Metazoa; Nematoda; Chromadorea; Rhabditida; Onchocercidae
Source: the annotation of a GenBank genome assembly